CGGACAGAAAGAAAAACAGAGUUUGGAAACAACAGAGCAGCGGUGUGGACAUACAGAAGCAGAGGCAGCUCCACAUCAGGACCUUGGACAGCGCAGCAGAGAGAAGAAGAAGAAGAAAAGCAAGGCAGACAACUUCCUCCAAAGCACAUGUGUAAAGCGAUGUUACAAAGGACGGGUCCCCACCUGCUUCUCCUAAUAGCCCUGUGCAGUGUGUUGUACUCCCGGACUCUGAGUCUGCCAUACACAUCUAUGAGACCGACGAGACACGCAGACGGUCUGUUCACCAGCGGAUACAGCAAACUUCUGGGACAGCUAUCAGCGCGGAGGUACCUGGAGUCCCUGAUCGGAAAGCGGGUCAGUGACGAACUGAUGGAGGAGCCAGUGAAACGCCACUCAGACGCCAUCUUCACAGACAACUACAGCCGCUUCCGCAAACAGAUGGCUGUCAAGAAGUACCUCAACUCAGUCCUAACAGGAAAGAGAAGCCUCGAAGAUCCUGGAAGCAGCGACCCUGAGGAAUCCCGGGACGAACCUAACACCUUCCAGGAGAGCUAUGACGACAUCAACGUAGACCAUCUCCUCAACAACUUUCAACUGCCUCUUUGAGGAGCGGCCUGUGCACGAGUGAAUACCUCAAGUCAUCCUCAUCAGAUCACCCAUUUCAAAAGAAAAAAA
This is a messenger RNA of Salarias fasciatus (jewelled blenny), 675 nucleotides long. RefSeq names its product vasoactive intestinal peptide (gene vip). Bases 148 to 606 code for a protein of 152 amino acids. Gene Ontology annotation, biological process: regulation of protein localization; epinephrine secretion; adenylate cyclase-activating G protein-coupled receptor signaling pathway. Gene Ontology annotation, molecular function: peptide hormone receptor binding; neuropeptide hormone activity. The transcript is spliced from 6 exons. Lineage: Eukaryota; Metazoa; Chordata; Actinopteri; Blenniiformes; Blenniidae. Gene Ontology annotation, cellular component: neuron projection; extracellular region. The record is from RefSeq and is a predicted model, not a curated record.